Molecule: messenger RNA, 8850 nt
Organism: Beauveria bassiana ARSEF 2860
Lineage: Eukaryota; Fungi; Ascomycota; Sordariomycetes; Hypocreales; Cordycipitaceae
Product: phosphatidylinositol 3
Exons: 2
Coding region: 1-8850 (2949 amino acids)
Biological process (GO): DNA repair
Molecular function (GO): protein binding; protein serine/threonine kinase activity
Source: RefSeq, a predicted model, not a curated record
AUGUCUUCGGCAUACACGGUGAAAACAAUCACAACUGACCUCGCGUCUGGGCCAGUCAAAACACGCGACAAGGCCCUGGACGAUCUGAAUCAGCUCCUGAAUCGCAACAAUGUCGCCGCUGAUUUGUCCGAACUGGGGGAUAAAGCCUACCAUGAUAUCUUUGAGGCUCUCUUCAAGAUGGUUUUGGAGCAAAAACCGAAAUAUUUCGACAAGAAGACCUCAAAACCCGCCGAAAUCCGCCUCAAUAAAUGUGCAAGAGCUGUGAGGGCAGCAGCUAGCCGUGGGGCCCCCAAACUCAAGCAAAAGACACUUUCCGCCAUAAUCGAUCAUAUUACUCAGAUUUUGCCUGGACCUGGCAACGCAUUUGUGCGUCCUCUACUGGGCGACUACCUCAAGGCUCUCACCGAGCUGCUGCGUGCUGCCAACGUCGAGUAUUUCUCGCGCAAGGAUGGCCAGUUAUGGCAAAUCUGCGUGGAAUUUUUCCUCGAUGUUGUUUCAAAUCGCAUAUCACACAAUACUCCUAAAGACCAGGGACCGAUCGGGCGUAAUUCACCUGCGCCCAGUACACCACGCUCGACUCUUCGAUCUAAUUCCGGUUCUCUUCUCAGUCAGAAGCUGCCAGAAAUGCCGGACGGCGAACUAGCCAGAGAUGCUCUAGAAGGACUGCUUUGUCUUGUAACUGCUCCGAAUGCUCACGCUCACAUCUUGAGUCGGUAUCACGAUAUUGCCAACGCGGCUCUUGGGGAGCUGCGCCUUCACAAUCUUAGCUUAGGGUCUUUGCAGACCAUGAGCUUUGCCAUCAUAAAUGCCAUCAUAUCAGCAACUCAGCUGGAAGCCUAUACCAGUGGCCUUGUCCAUGAUCUCCUGCCGUUGAUGUCUCACUGGUGGAGGGCAGAUAGGGUAUCACAAGACGAUACAAUCAAGUCGCUGCGGAAUGAAAUUCUCAGAACAAUGCUGCUCUCGCAGCUGCAGAUCGAACACCUGAUCGUCAACAAGAAGAAUGACGACGUAAGAAAAGAGGUUGAACACUUACUCGAACCCCUGUGGCAGGAAUAUUCAAAACGGAAUCUCAGCAACCAGCUAAGACUUAGUGACGUCACAUUCACAACCAAGACGCUCCCGACAGACUAUUUGCAGAUUGGAAUAUUUGGACUGAGUCCGUUGAGUACGGAGGCCGAGAGCCAAUGGGGCAUAAUUCAAUGCAUAGCAUCCUUGGAAGCAACCCUAGGACGACAAAAACCACAUUCAAUUUCUUUUCAAAGCCAAAGCGUCGAGCAGUCACGGAAAAGGCGGCGAAUUAACCAAGAGGACAGCCGUCUCCGAACGCGACUCAAAGAUAUACACCUGGAAACUCAACGAACUACGCUUCAAGUCAUACCUUUUGUACUCGCCACCACAGCGCUAAGUGCCGACGAAGCUCAGGAUUUGCUCUCGGAGCUCGUUGUCUUGACAACGCAUAAAGAUACCUCUGUUGCAUCUUGGGCGAUAGUUGCGUGUUCGAGCUUUCUUCAAUUGACUACUGAAACGGACAAUAUGAUUGAUGAGUGGAAGCAGCUUUGGCAAGUAGCAACAAGAGCUGUCAGCUUACAAGGUACAUGCCGUGCUGCCUGUCUUUUGAUUCACAGUCUACUGAAAACUGAUGUUCUACCGCAUCAUUCUUUAUUGAACGACAUAAACAGCAUCACAACGACAGCUGAUGUGAAUGGGCCUGCUGCGUUGUGCGACACAUCCAUUGCACUUAUGCAUCACCUCUUCUACUUGAGAAACUCCCUUCUGCCGAGCGCGAGUCAAGCGACAUCCAACUACAUAAUACGAUGGGCUCUGAUGCGUUGGAACCCCUCGGACUCUUCCACAUCUUCAUCACAAGGCCAAUAUGUGCAACCGAUCGAUUUCGUUAACCUGUUACGGGCAUGCUGUGGUAUGAAGCCCGUUGUUGGAAAUGCUCAAGAAUCUGUCAUCGGCGGUGCAUUCUGCGAAACCUGGAAACUACAGAAGAGCAUCACUCAAUUCAACGAGUACCUACUUCUUCUGAAGAACCACAAAUCGGACACUUUCUUUCGUGUUGUGUGCGGCCAGAAUCCUACCAUGGAGACAAAUGGAACCACGACCGAAUCCAACACCCAUUUUCCGUCGAGGAAACUCUUGCUGGAACUGAUAUAUCCAAAGCUCGAAGAACUCAGCAGCCUUUGCACAGCAUGGUCGAAGAAGCCCAACGAGGGCGGUAGGCAGAUAUCUCAGAGAAGCUUCGAAAAUGUUCUAUCUGCCUCUAUUGUCGGAGCAAUGCUGCUGCCAGAAAUAUCUCAUAUGAACUCGAGUCAAUCUGCUCUGGUAGAGAACCUCAUAAUCAGCAACGUUAAACGUGGCAUCACACAAGCAUUGACAUCUGUGGACGCAGACUCGUUUGUCCAGCAGAUUCUUCGCACUUUGAGACCAUGCAUUCCGGACCUGACACAUAUCGGGAUGGAGAGACUCCAUGGAGAUAAUGAGGCUCUUCUCCGACUUCUCACUCUCGCAUUUGAUGCCUUGAGUGAACACAAUCUGUCCAAAUCCUCUACUGGAGGAAGUUAUGACAUGAUGGAGCUGGAUGAUGAGUUUGAGUCUCAAAGCAGUCGCGGUAUGGCCUCAGCUGCGCCAGUAUCCGUUCCUCGCUCCAUUCACCAAGUGCGCCUCAGUCCAUCAUGCUUUUAUGCUGACACUCGCUGUCGACUUGCUUUGAUUGUUGCCUCGCAGCGCGAAGAAAGCCAAAUUGGUAUCGUGCCAGACGUCUUCAUCGAUGAGUUGAUCAGAAUGUCAGAUGACCAGCUCUUAUCGUGCUACACAGCCGUGACCGAGUUGUUCAGUUCCGAUCUUGUCGCCAAUACUGAUGGAGCAUUGUUGAUUAUACAGAGACUCGGAGAGGUUGUUGGCAGCAAUGAAUAUCGAUGCUGCGAAUUGGCCCUUGCUACCUGCGUUGAGGUUAUGCAUGGGUUGUCGAGCAUUUGGCUAAACGACAGUGGAGAAUUAGCAAAUAGCGUUGGCGAUUUGUACCAUUACUUCAUCCAGAAUUGCCUUGCUGCCAACUACUUUUCCCCACGAGGCUUGAAAACGUUGUCGAUGCUGCUUUUCACGCUGUUGAGACUUCAGCCGGAUUAUGGGGCAAGCCUGAAAUUGGAUUCUUGUCGAACGUCGCUACUCUUCAUUCUCAAAGAAGGAUCCAUGGACGUCAAAUACUUUGUCGCGGAAAGGAUUGCUGACCUUUUUGAGCUGUACAUUCUCAUGCUGCAUGAUGAAGUAUUCGUUGAUGUGCUUGGAAGUUUGCCGGCGGACCCAGAGAGUGAGGCAGGCAUAGCUUGCCGCCUACUAGUCCUUUCCAACCUGGCACAGAGGUGGCCAACUCUCUUACGCCGUUGUACCUAUCAUAUUUUCGAGACGCCUGGGAAGAUUCCCUCAGUUUCGGAACAUGCUCGUCGUUGUAUUGCGGAUAUUUCUCAUUCACUGAGUCUGGCAUCGCCGAAGGAACUGUUUGGCCUGUUUACUCGCCAGCUGCUAUAUACCUGGAUGGAAAACGACUCUGUAGAGCAAAUCCCAUUCGCAAUUUUUGGAUUUCAGUCCUUGGGUGAGCUUCUCACAAGUGCACAGUCCGAUGCCAUCGGUCUGUCAACCAUGAGGGGUCAAGAUGGUGUUCGAAGCGAAAUCGCGAGACACAUAGGAAAGACAGAGGUUGAACUGUUACAGACCAACUUUACCGCAAGCAUCAGCUACAGCACAGUUUUUACAGCUACUUUUGAGCCGUCCAGCAAGGAUCAUGGCGAGACCAAGAUAAUGAAGAAGAUGGGAAACAAAGUGUUCACGGAAAGUAUAUACACCAAUUUCGUCGACAUUGUUGCCUUUUUCUUCGACAUUAUUGACCAAGAAGAUCCGGUCGAGAGGGUCUUUGCCAGAAGUGAAGAGUUGACAUACGCUGCCCAAAUUUACAAAGAUAUUACCAGAAUGUCUCAUUCGGAUACGAAACUUCCCCCGAACCAGCAGCCCAUGUUCCGAGCAAAAUAUGUCAUUCAUGAACUAGCUCGACUGUGUCAAGGCACUGAGUUUAUGUUCAGCGAGCUUUGGACUUCUGCCUUGAUUGUGUCUAUUGCCAGGAAACUCUUCAACACUGUUCAUCCAGCCUUGGGCUCACUACAUGCUUGCUCUGUGUUAAGAAAAGUGCGGAUUCUGAUCUGCUUGGCAGGACCGGUUGCACUUGAGUCAUACUGUUUGGAAAUGUUGCUUAACUCCGUGCGAACAUUCAUCACUGACUCGGAGUGUGCGGACGAUGCUCUCGGAAUCAGCCAAUAUCUACUGGAAAAGGGAGCGUCCUAUCUCCAAGAAACACCCUCUUUCCUAGCGGGCUACUCUCUGUCAGCACUCGCUUCUCUCCGAGUCUUCCUUGAGUCCAGUCAAUCGAGCACCACACAGGAAAGCCAAUUUAAGGCCACCAUGAGCAAGGCCAAAAAGUUCCACGAGUGGCUGGCAGCUUAUUUAGAAAGCUACGCGUCGCUGGCAUUCAAGAAUGAGUCACAGAAGACGUUAUUCAAGUCCAUCACAAGCUCGGCUGCUCGUAUACGAUCCUCAGGCAAUGCAGAGCAAAGCACGUUCGAAAGUAAGCUACUGCUCGACAUUCUACGCGAUGGAAGUGCGGAACAUGAGCUGCUCAAUGAGCCGUCGCGUGAGCUCGCUAUGGGACUUUUGUGCGGCGAUUUCACUCUGCCAGAGCAUUCAAGCAAUGACAUAAUUGGCACAGACAGUGAUGCCGUGCUACAUGCCAGCGCAGUGUGGAAGAGCUGCAAUACGAGGGACUUGAGUACAAACUAUCUAUCUUGGGCAGGAAGAGUGGUUGGAAGAGCAUUUGCUGCGUCUGGAGAUAUACCAGAGGGUAUUGUCGCCGAGUCGGAUGUGGCUACCUUCAGAAAAAUUGCUUCUGGGCCAAACGGCUCGGAGAUGGGUCUGUUGAGUCUUCUCCAGAGUCUAACUUCAAACAGCGACACCGUGACAGCAGGCCUCGCUGAAUCCGCCCUCAGGGCUGCUAUCUCUAGAGCAAUGCUACAAGACGAUGAGCCGCUUCUCUUUGCCUGUCAGCGCAGCUUGGCAGAGCCUCUUUAUCUUACUUCUCAGUGGUCACUAUACCGGUCCCCUCCUUCCGAGAACAAACAAUCGCAGCCAAGCCAGGACGAGCAAUCGAUCUGGAACAGCGAAAUAACUUGUGAAAAGUGGCUUUCUGAUCUCAGUGUUCUGAUAUCAAACUCGGUCCCCGAUUCGAUCUUGCUCUCGGUUCUCUCGCCGGUUUUGGAGAAGGUCAAAGGGUUUGCUGAGAAGGCGUUUCCAUUUAUCGUCCACCUCGUUCUGCUGUUUCAAUUGGAGCAGCAACAAAAGAUGAAGCGCUCUAUCUCAACGGCUCUGAAAGCUUGGCUGCGGCCAAAUACUGACUCGGCGCGGUCCAGGAUUGCGCUGUUGAUUAACACAUUGCUCUAUCUUCGUACCCAAGAGUACCCAAAAGAGAGUUCCAUCGGUGAUCGGUUACAUUGGCUGGAAAUUGACUAUUCAAUGGCUGCGGCCGCCGCAACUAAUUGCGGUAUGUAUAAAACGGCACUAUUGUUUGUGGAGCUGGCGUCCAUCGAAACAGGCCGACAAUCUAGACGCGCAUCUUCUGCCCGCGAGAAUGACCUUAACUCGACACUGCUGUCCGUGUUCGAAAACAUUGAUGACCCAGAUGCAUACUAUGGGUUGCCUGAAGAGGCAACCUUGUCGAAUGUGCUCUCACGAAUUACAUACGAAAAUGAUGGGAUGAAGGGCGUUGCAUUCCUUGGCGCGCAAUUGGACAGUCACAUUCGCCUGCAGAAUGGCUCCAAUAUAGUGGACGCUCAAGCUCUAGUCAGCAUUUUGAGCUCAUUAGGAUUGUCUGGGCUGUCUCAUUGCCUCCAGCAGACCCAUCAAACAGUCGAUACCUCGCCGGCCUCUACAGAGAAUACGUUCAAAGCAGCGCAAAGAUUAGAAAGAUGGAACCUACCGGCACCGACGGACAGCGAGAGCCUCGCCGUGACAACUUACAAGGCAUAUCAAGCGAUACACAAUGCGACAGAGAUUGCGUCCGUCAGAAAGAUCGUUUACGAAGGCUUCGCCAAAACGAUAGGCAGCGCCACUGGAAAUAAUAGGCCCACCAUUGCUACACUCAGAAGCAAGCUUGGCGCUCUUGCUGCCUUGAGCGAAUUGGACGACCUGAUGCAUGUUUCACGCAGCGAAGAUCUGAGCGAUGCACUCGGUAUCUUCCAGUCACGCAGCGACUGGAUGAAGCGUGGCCGGUAUGACGACGUGAGCAACAUCUUGGCAUGCAGAGGCACAACAAUGAGCAUGUUGAGUCAACACUCCAACAUCCUUCACGAAGCAAGCCUGUCGACCGCUGUUAUGCGAAAAGCAGAAAUAGAGUCACUAUUGCUGUCCUCUGGGCUUUACAGAUUCCACGAAGCCACACAAGAGUCCCUCAACAUUGCCACUUCGCUGUCUAAUCUUAUCCCCUAUUGCCAGAACCUGGGCUUACAUGUGGACGCAUCUGUUAAUAUCGAGGUAGCCAACUCGUUGUGGGAUCAGGGAGAAAUGAGUACGGCUAUCCAAAUGCUGCAAGCUAUUGACAAAGAUUCGGCACUGAACAGACAGGCAAUCCCAGUCACUAAAGCAGAUCUGCUUGCGAAGAUUGGUGACAGAAUGUCUAUUGCUCGCCGAGAAAAGCCGCGUGAUAUUCAAAAGAAAUAUCUAGAGCCAGCGCUCAAAGAGAUUGGCAGUACAAACUAUGGCACUGAAGCUGGCCUGGUGUUUCAUCAAUUUGCGCUGUUUUGCGACGGCCAGCUCCAAGAUGCGGAUGGACUGGAAGAUCUUCGGCGGCUUCAAAAUUUGCGAAAAGCGAAAAGCGACGAGGUUUCAGACUUGAAAGAAUUGAUUGCCUCGACCAAAGAAAGCCAGCUGCGCAAACGAUACGACUACGUCUUAUCCAAAGAGAAGCAGUGGCUAGAACUGGACGAGCAGGAGCUGCGGCGUGUCGAGCAAACAAGGAGCGAAUUUGUUCGCUUGAGUGUGGAAAACUAUCUACUAUCGCUUAUCGCUUCGGAUGCUCACAACAAUGACGCACUGCGAUUCACGGCAUUAUGGCUGGAGAGGUCGGGAGAGGAAGGAACGAAUAAGGCCGUCGCUCGCUAUCUUUCCAAGGUGCCGACACGCAAGUUUGCGAAUCUGAUGAACCAACUCACAUCAAGACUGCAGUACACGGAUAACGCGUUUCAAAAGUUGCUCCUCGAAUUGGUUUACAACAUCUGCGUCGACCAUCCAUACCAUGGAAUGUAUCAAAUUUGGUCAGGCACAAAAGUUAGAGUGCAAUCAAAAGACGAAGUGGCCCUGCAGCGUGUCAAGGCCACAGAAAAAGUCGCGCAAAGACUGGCAGCAACAAAGUCUGUCGCCAAUAUCUGGCUGUGCAUUGAAAAGACAAGCAAGUACUACCACGGCUUGGCAGUGGACAGAGAUCCCAACAAGUACAAGGCCGGGGCCAAAUUUCCGCUCAAAGAUUCGCAGGCUGGCCUGAACUUAGUCAUUGGGCUGGCUAAAUACCACAUUCCGCCGCCGACUAUGCAAGUUGAGAUCCGCUCCGACAAGGACUACUCUACGGUUCCAACGAUUGCAAAGCUAGAUUCGAGCAUGACUAUUGCGGGCGGUGUCAGUGCGCCCAAAAUCAUCACUGCUAUCGGCACGGAUGGCAAAAGGUACAAGCAGCUCGUCAAAGGCGGCCAUGAUGAUCUCCGUCAGGACGCCAUCAUGGAGCAAGUCUUUGCUGCCGUGUCCUCCCUACUGAAGCAUCAUCGCGCUGCACAGCAGCGCAACCUCGGCAUUCGGACGUACAAGGUUCUACCGCUGACGGCUUCGUCGGGUCUUAUUGAAUUCGUACCCAACACGAUACCUCUGCAUGAAUUCCUGAUGCCCGCGCACGAGAGAUAUUAUCCAAAGGAUAUGAAGGGCUCGCAAUGUCGUAAGGAGAUUUUCAGCGUUCAAAACAGAAAUAUUGAAUCACGCAUCAGCACCUAUAGGAAAGUGACGGAGCAUUUCCAUCCCGUCAUGAAGUAUUUCUUUAUGGAGUAUUUUGAGGACCCUGACGAAUGGUACGCAAAGCGUCUGGCUUACACCAGAACCACGGCAGCAAUUUCCAUGCUAGGGCAUGUUCUCGGCCUCGGCGAUCGACACGGCCACAACAUCUUGCUUGACACAAAAACGGGCGAAGUCGUGCACAUUGACUUGGGUGUGGCGUUUGAGGCAGGCCGCAUAUUGCCUGUUCCUGAGCUGGUUCCAUUCCGCCUGACUAGAGACAUUAUCGACGGCAUGGGCAUCAGCAAGACGGAGGGUGUCUUUCGGCGCUGCUGCGAGUUUACCCUCGACGCGCUGCGCGAGGAGCAGUACUCCAUCAUGACUAUCCUGGACGUAUUGCGGUACGAUCCGCUGUACACGUGGUCCAUCUCGCCGCUUCGGCUGGCGAAGCUGCAAAAGGCGCGGGAUAACCAAGACGAGAACGCGGCGCCGGGCAACGAUGCAGAAGACGGGGAAGAAAAGCAGGGCAAGAAUAACGGCGGGAGUAGCCGCAAGGCCGGCAAAAACGUCAAGGUCAACGUUGACAUCGACGUUAAUGCCGACGUCAAGGUCAACGUUAAUGAGCCAUCGGAGGCUGACCGUGCGUUGGAGGUUGUUAGGAAGAAACUCUCCAAGACGCUCAGCGUGACGGCGACGGUCAACGACUUGAUUAACCAGGCCACGGAUGAGCGGAACUUGGCGGUGUUGUACUCGGGUUGGGCAGCGUAUGCUUAG